Callorhinus ursinus (northern fur seal) is the source of this 1736-nucleotide messenger RNA. RefSeq names its product ribosomal protein L7 like 1 (gene RPL7L1). NCBI's taxonomy places the organism in Eukaryota, Metazoa, Chordata, Mammalia, Carnivora, Otariidae. Gene Ontology annotation, cellular component: cytosolic large ribosomal subunit. Gene Ontology annotation, biological process: maturation of LSU-rRNA from tricistronic rRNA transcript (SSU-rRNA, 5.8S rRNA, LSU-rRNA). The record is from RefSeq and is a predicted model, not a curated record. Gene Ontology annotation, molecular function: structural constituent of ribosome; RNA binding.
UAUUGCGUAAAGGAAGAGGGCGGGAUUUUGAGAAGCACACAGACCCUAAAGUGCUUGGAAGCGGUGCGAAGAACGUUUUGUGCAGCAUUUGGCAGGAAUCGGUGCUAGUGAGACUGCAGCCGUUCACUGCAGCUCGCUGGGCGCUGGCUGUUGGGGAAGUACACCCGGAGCUAGACGACACAUCUCUAUGGUCAGGUAAAGAUAGAGUGGGCCUCUCUUCCUCCACGUGGUGGGCCUGCGCAUGAGCAGUAGCCGCAGCUUCGGAAACAUGGCGGAGGAAGAGCAAAGAAAAAAGAUCCCAUUGGUUCCAGAAAAUCUCCUGAAAAAGAGGAAGGUUUAUCAGGCCCUUAAAGCCACUCAAGCAAAGCAGGCACUUUUGGACAAGAGGGAGCAGAAGAAAGGAAAACAGCUCAAGUUUAAGCGACUGGAGUGGUUUCUACAUGACUCCUGGCGGCAGCAACGUGACAGGGUGCGCCUCAGACGACUAGAAGUGAAACCUCGUGGCCUAGAAGUGCCAGAUAAACAUUCCUUGGCCUUUGUUGUCCGCAUCCAAAGGAUUAAUGGGGUGAGUUCACUGGUGCAGAGGACCAUUGCACGGCUUCGCCUGAAGAAGAUUUUCAGUGGUGUCUUUUUCAGAGUGACCCCCCAGACCAUAAAAACGCUGCGUGUAGUGGAACCUUAUGUGACCUGGGGAUUUCCAAAUCUGAAGUCUGUCCGGGAACUCAUCUUGAAACGUGGACAAGCCAAGGUCAAGAAUAAAACCAUCCCUUUGACGGACAACACAGUGAUUGAGGAGCACCUGGGGAAGUAUGGUGUUAUUUGCUUGGAAGACCUCAUUCAUGAAAUCGCCUUUCCGGGGAAGAAUUUCCAGGAGAUCUCUGCGUUCUUACGUCCUUUCCAUCUCUCAGUGGCCCGUCAUGCUACCAAGAAUAGAGUGGGUUUCCUCAAGGAGGUGGGCUUACCUGGCUAUCGAGGUGAACGCAUCAAUCAGCUCAUUCGGCAGCUGAAUUAAACCCAGAAACUAGAGAGAGGGUCAAGGAAAAGAGGAUGAUGCUCCUGGCAAGCACUUGUCAUCACAGCCCAGUUCCAAGGGAAAGUUCCAGUGUGUUUUCCACAUUGGCUGCCCCUACCACCUCUGAAGUCAGCGGGGGACUCCUGCCACAGAAGAGGGAGUCCUGCUGUGUCACAUCGUCUAUCUUGGGAUUUAAAGUUGGUGAACGAAUACCCAAGCAUGAAUACAAGACAGCAGUGGACCAAGCUCAAGGACGUACUUGAACCUGGGGGUUCCUGGGGCCUUGUUUUGGAAGGAACUUGAAAUAUAAUUACAAAGAAGAGUACGAAAACAGUGCUCAAUUGUCUCUACUGAGUCCAUGUUCUCACUCUUCAGUGACAGCUUUGCAAGUUCUCAGACUUGGCUGGCGCUGAUGUGUAUCUGGUGGCUUCCUUAGUGUAGCCUGUGAUUGGCUUAGUCCUUUUCUUUAGCUCGAGAUCUUAACUUACUCUUGGGUCUGUGAGAAGGGAAGGACCUUUUUCCCAGGAAAAUACACUCAGAUUUUUGCUUGGAAGUUUCUGUGUUCAUAGGCUUUUCUUAGGGACCCAUGCACCUUAUGUGAGGAAGUCCUGCACUACCUGCAUUGGUCACCUGGGCCCUGACCUUGUUAGUCUCCUCUGGUCCCUUAUCCUUUGGAAGACCAAAGUUUACCAAGAUAGCUUUUUCCCUUGGAGCCAAUUGGAUG